AAAGUGCCGCCCCCAUAUUAACACCUCAUACGAUCUGAAUACAGGAGCAGUUAGUAAAGAAUGCACAAGAAUAACCCCUCCUGUCGACCACCCAAUAAAUCUGAGCCCCCCGGCCUCUUCCCCAGUCAGUCCUUUCCUACCUACCAUGAACACAGCAGUGAUGAGCCCGUGCUCGAGCUUCAGACCAGCGCUGGAGGAGAACAGUGGAGUCCACAGGAGGAAAUACAAGCGCUACGCUAAAGGGACUUAUGUAGGACUGCUGGCCUACAUCCUGCAGGACUCCCCAAACAAGAUGCUCACCUUCAGACAGAUCAUGGAGAGACUGGGAGUGUUUGUUGCUGGGGACAGAAAGGGCCUGGAGAACAACAUCAGAGUCUGCCUGUCCUCCAACAAGUGCUUUGUUAAGGUACCAGUUGAUCCAGAUUAUCCCAAUGCAAGAAGGAACUUCUGGAAAGUGGAGGAGAGUUGCAUAACUCCGAAGAUGCUACGUCGUCACUUUAAAGAUAUGACGGAUAUGUUGCCCAGUCUUGAGCCUCAGUGCCAGGUAAAGUGUGACACUGGAGCUGCACUAGAUCCUCCAUCACCAGCCUCAAUCAGCAAGGAGAACACCCAGCCCGUCAAAUUCAGCAGCUCAUUCUCAAUAGAGUCACUGCUGAAGAAUGACCACAGCGCUCACCUGCGAAUCCCACCUGUUCAGGACCGAGGAGGCCUGAAUGACCUCAGACUGACCCCUGCAGCCGGCAGCAGUGUCUGUUGGGAACGUUCAGUCUACAGCUUCACACAGUCCUAUUACAUGUACAGUUCAGCAGCAGCAGGACUCUCAGGAAUCCCUGCAGUGAGGAAGAGCUUAUCUGCUGCACACGAGCAUGCACUGUACCCAUCCCAGCUCUCAUCAUAUCACAGUCAGACUGUCCAGAGCAGGAUCUCAGCGUCUCCUCCACUGCCACAUGAUCUCAGAUAUCUGAGAUGGUAAAUGAUCCCAAUAUACAACAUGUUGCACUUUGUACAUAGAUUUAGAUUUGUACAUAAAGACGAUGACCCCUCCCAUCAAAAUGAAAGAAUUCCUUGCUAGAAAAAUGUCUCCUGUUCUCUUUAUUUUUUCAUUUUUGGUGGUGGUGGUUUGGCGGUUCACUGUGGUUGGUGUGGUUACCACUAAUGUACAUGUAACCAUAAGGGUUGUGUUCAGUUUCCUAAACAACAUUAAAACUGUAUGUAAUACUGUUUUUAGGCAGAGUAAUAUCUGGUGUAACAAAAUCUGUGCACAUUUCUUCUGUAGUGCCACACUGACUCUAUU
Messenger RNA from Astyanax mexicanus (Mexican tetra), 1294 nucleotides. RefSeq lists its product as uncharacterized. The coding region runs from base 146 to 973 and encodes 275 amino acids. Lineage: Eukaryota; Metazoa; Chordata; Actinopteri; Characiformes; Acestrorhamphidae. Gene Ontology annotation, molecular function: DNA-binding transcription factor activity; sequence-specific DNA binding. Gene Ontology annotation, biological process: regulation of DNA-templated transcription. The record is from RefSeq and is a predicted model, not a curated record. The transcript has 3 exons.